AAAAAUACAAGAGCGUCCAAUGUAAUUCUUCACUGGGCGUUAACAGAAGAACAUAAACCCUCCAAAUCUCCGAUUCCCGAUUCCCGAUUCCGGCCGGACAGUGAUAACUAUCACUCAAAUCCGCCAUUUCUGAGCUCCUCAGCGGUCCAACAAUGACGAUACACUCAGCGCUAAUCCAGAAACUUCUGAGCACAAACGCGCACCUGGGGAAGCGCGUAGCGCAGAACCACUUCAAGAUCUAUUCCGCGGGCAAUCGCAACGCCAUGACGGUCAUAGACUCUGACAAAACCCUAAUAUGCAUCCGCAGCGCCUGCGAUUUCAUCAGCAGCCUCGUCCGCGACAGGGCGCGCUUUAUCUUCGUCAACACCAACACGCUCUUCGACGACAUCAUCGAUCAGAUGACAAAAACCAUCGGCUGUCGCAACGACACCUCAUGGCGUCUCGGAGGCUUUUUGACAAACAGUUCGAGUCCGCGGAAGUUCAGGAGCCGUAACAAGAAGCUCAACCUUACCGCCGUUCAUGCUCCCGAUUGUGUCGUGAUUUUCGACACUGACAGGAAAUCUUCCGUCAUUGAGGAGGCGUCUAGGCUGCAGAUUCCCAUCGUGGGGCUGGUUGACUCCAAUAUGCCCUGGGAUACCUAUAAGAAGAUCACAUACCCUAUACCGGCGAAUGACUCGGUUCAAUUUGUCUAUUUGUUCUGCAAUUUGAUCACCAAGACAUUCCUUCAUGAGCAGAAGAAGCUGAAUCCUGGCACCCGAGAGGAUGUUCAAUUCCUUGACCAAAGCAAGACGGCUACCAAGGACAAAGUAACUGUUCUCCCUCAUGAGAACUUAGAACCGCUUUCUGAGGAUCUUUCUGAAACUAAACAGCUAUUGGACAAACAUGUUGUUUUGAACUUCACUGGUAAUUCGGGUACAGAUGGGCUCCAAUAAGCCAAAUUGCAGCAAAGAAUAAAAAAUCCAAGAAGACCAAUGACGAUUUUGUUGAUCCACGAAGGCAAGAAUCACAGGAUAAGCAAGAUGGAAAUGGGGCACAAUAUGAAUUUACAGCCGAAACGGCUAUGAAUUUAUUUGGCGUAUGGGGUUUGUUAAACAUAUUAAAACUAUGGAAACGUAUUGCUUUAUACACUGAGGACAAUAAUCUCAUAUUCCGGCGUGUGCAGCUGGGAUUAAGAGUUCUGUGCAUUGUUGUAAUUUCGGUCAAUUCUUGGAAUGUUAGAAAUCUGUCGCCACUUUAUCGUACAUAUCACUCAAUUGGGUUAUUUAAUCUUUUAUAAAAUCUUAAUGGAUUUUGAAGUAAA
Ipomoea triloba (trilobed morning glory) is the source of this 1300-nucleotide messenger RNA. Its product is annotated as ribosomal protein S2, mitochondrial. Lineage: Eukaryota; Viridiplantae; Streptophyta; Magnoliopsida; Solanales; Convolvulaceae. The transcript has 4 exons. The record is from RefSeq and is a predicted model, not a curated record. Bases 153 to 932 code for a protein of 259 amino acids. Gene Ontology annotation, cellular component: ribosome; mitochondrial small ribosomal subunit. Gene Ontology annotation, biological process: translation. Gene Ontology annotation, molecular function: structural constituent of ribosome.